CCUAAGGGGAGUGCACGCAGAGGACCCAAGAUGGCGGCGCGCGUGUUGCGGGGCCUUUGCCGGGCGAGGCCGGCGCUGCUCCCCGCCCGGACCCCCCGAGGCAUCCUCCACCGAGCCGCCGCCGGCGCCGCCCCCAGCUCCGAGUUCCGGAGCCAAUACGCCCUGGACAGGCUCUAUCCGGAGCAGAAGAGAAGCGACGCUGAGGAGGGGACCCAAGAUGGGACAAAACAAACCUCUUCUGAUAUUCCUAUGGAUCGUCUGUCCAUAUCCUAUUGCCGGAGCAGUGGACCCGGAGGCCAGAAUGUUAAUAAAGUGAAUAGUAAGGCAGAAGUUAGAUUCCAUUUGGCAUCAGCUGAUUGGAUUGCAGAAGAUGUGAGGCAGAAAAUAGCAGUGAUGCACAAGAAUAAAAUAAAUAAAUCUGGCGAGCUGAUCAUAAACUCUGAAGUGAGUCGCUACCAAAUGAAGAAUCUGGCAGACUGCUUGGAAAAAAUCAGAAACAUGAUUAAGGAGGCCACUCAGAAAUCCAGUGUGGUAUCCAAGGAGAAUUCCCAGCUCCUCAUAGCCAGGGUGCAAAAAAUGAAUCGUGAACGACUGCGACAGAAAAAAAUUAAUUCGACUAUAAAACAAAGCAGGAGGGUAGACUUUGAUUGAAGACAACAACAAAAUUGCCGGGAUAUCGUAUUUUUAAACAUAUUGGCCUGGAAACUGAAGAGGAUACUCAAAUUAUAAACUGUCUUUAAAAAAGCCUUUGCUUAAAACAUGUAAAAAUAAAAUGUAAUUUAACAUCU
Malaclemys terrapin pileata is the source of this 788-nucleotide messenger RNA. It is a transcript of the gene MRPL58, whose product is annotated as mitochondrial ribosomal protein L58. The record is from RefSeq and is a predicted model, not a curated record. Gene Ontology annotation, biological process: mitochondrial translational termination. Gene Ontology annotation, cellular component: mitochondrial large ribosomal subunit. NCBI's taxonomy places the organism in Eukaryota, Metazoa, Chordata, Testudines, Emydidae. The transcript is spliced from 6 exons. Bases 31 to 651 code for a protein of 206 amino acids. Gene Ontology annotation, molecular function: translation release factor activity.